Messenger RNA from Impatiens glandulifera, 3544 nucleotides. RefSeq lists its product as uncharacterized. Gene Ontology annotation, biological process: protein dephosphorylation; protein phosphorylation. Lineage: Eukaryota; Viridiplantae; Streptophyta; Magnoliopsida; Ericales; Balsaminaceae. The record is from RefSeq and is a predicted model, not a curated record. Gene Ontology annotation, molecular function: protein serine/threonine phosphatase activity; ATP binding; protein kinase activity. The transcript is spliced from 21 exons. The coding region runs from base 74 to 3319 and encodes 1081 amino acids. Gene Ontology annotation, cellular component: cytosol; nucleus.
UCAUUUUCCUUUUGAGUUCUUCGACCCUAAAAUUCCCCUGUGCUAUGAGAAAGCAUGUAUAUACUUGAAGGAGAUGGCCGAACUAAGCAAGUCCUUUUUCGUACUGUCUCUAGGAUUUCUUUUCGCCGUAACGUCGGAUAUCUUCGCCGAAUCGCCGGCCUGUUUGACGGUGUAUAAAGAAGGCGGAGCGCCGGCGGUGUUUCAGUCACCCAAAUGCCCUCGAUGGAAGCUAUUGGAAUAUGUAUCCUCGCCGGGGACGGCCAGGUGUCAGACAGCGAUGCAUCAGGGUCGACGACCUUCACAGGAAGAUCGCACUCUUUGUGCUCUAGACAUCCGAAUUCCGUUUCCUGGUCCUGCAGGACUCUCCGAGUUUAUGAUUGGUAUACUGGCAGUUUUUGAUGGUCAUAAUGGUGUUGAAGCUAGUGAGAUGGCUUCAAGACUUCUUCUAGAAUACUUCAUGUUGCACACUUAUUUUCUUCUUGACACUACAUUCUCUAUUUUAUCCUCGAAGUCUAUAGCAAGGCUACCAGAUAACAGCGAAGGGUAUCAUGCUCUUCAAGGGAUGAAUAUGGGUGAAAAACUGCAAAAUUAUUUAUCAGACUCUGAGAGACAGUCGGCAUUGUUUGUUGAAUCCUUUCACUUGGAAAUUUUGAAGGAAUCAUUAUUAAAGGCAAUAGUUGAUAUUGAUGCAACAUUUUCUAAGGAAGCUUCAAGAGACAAUCUGCACUCGGGUUCUACUGCCACUGUCAUUCUUCUUGCAGAUGGCCAAAUCUUAGUUGCCAACAUUGGGGACUCAAAAGCUCUUUUGUGCUCUGAAAGAUUUCAAUCUCCUGCCGAGGCCAGAGCUUCUCUAAUAAGACUAUACAGGAACAGAAGGCAAAACGGGGUCAUUUCACAUGCAAAAAAUUAUGAUGGAUCAAAAUGGAAAGCAUCUAACGGCUUCACUCAUUUAUUUGCACAUGAGCUGACAAGAGAUCACCAUCCAGAUAGGCAUGAUGAGAGGUCCCGAGUUGAAUCUUCUGGUGGUUAUGUUCUUGACUGGGGUGGUGUGUCAAGAGUUAAUGGUCAACUGGCUGUUUCUCGUUCCAUUGGAGAUAUUUCUUUCAAAAGUUACGGUGUUAUAUCUACACCUGAGGUAUCUGAAUGGAAAACAUUGGCGGCCAAUGACAGCUACCUGGUGGCUGCAUCUGAUGGGAUUUUUGACAAGUUGACACCAGAAGAUGUUUGUGACAUCUCAUGGGAUUUUCAUACUCGUGGCACUUUGGUGUCUAAAUAUUCUUCAGCAUGCUCUUCUUUGGCUGAAUGCAUUGUUAGUACUGCAUUUGAAAGGGGUAGCGUCGAUAACUUGGCUGCUGUUGUAGUUCCACUCAGAUCUUCUGGCUUCUCUUGGAAUUCAUUAAAUGAAUAUGAUGGAGAAGAAGUCAGUACCCUGUCAUUUGGAAUGCAGAGGUUUAUUGACGAUGAGCCAGACAUGGAGCUCGCUCAUCCAUUUUCCGCCAAAUUUGACAGGCUAUUGGUUAAAGGAAAGCAAAGCAGUGUUGGUUGCUUUUAUCUGUCAGAGAAUCUUAGUGAGGAUGUCGACUACUCCUUCUGGGUUCAAAAAGUUGAUCAACAAGUCAUGUAUGAACCUCAACAUGCUUUGUGUCAACCACUUAUUCAACGGCAUGAUGAAUCAAUUAAGGUUCAUGUAGAUCAGAGUACUGGUUUAUGUCUUGGAACACCACUUAAUGGAGGUAAUGGAAAAUGUAUGAAUCCCGAGUUAUUUGCUGGUUUUCUUGGUUUCCUGGAUUCAAUUCCUUUCCUGAAUAGUGGCUCAGAAUAUGGAUCAGCUGGACAUUCAUUACCUGACUCAAGGUACAUACUGAAGAAAAGAUUUGACCGUGGAGCCUUUGGUGAAGUUUGGCUUGCAUAUUACUGGAACUGUAGUGAAGGAAGCAACGUUUCACGUGUAUAUCCAAGAAAACAAAGCAAUUCAUUUAAUAACAUUCAUCUUGGCAUGCAUGAUGGAAAUUUUCACACAAAGUUCAAUGCUUCAGAUUCUAAUUUUAGUAAUGGUGGGGACAAUUUGUUUAUUCUCAAGCGUAUAAUGGUGGAAAGAGGGAGCAACUUUUACUUAAGCGGACUCCGAGAAAAGUAUUUUGGCGAAGUUUUCUUAAAUGCCUCUUCCUCUUUAGGUGGUCAUCUUUCAUCUGGACAAGUAGAGCCCUUGUUUGAAGAACCAGAACAGUUUCUGUUUGACUAUGAAGGAAUAAAUGAUACAGUAGCUCAUCAAACAUUGAAGUGCCAGAAAUUUCAGAAAAUUGUCCGUAACAAAAAUAACCUGCACAAUGUUUCUUAUGAAGAAGGUCUAAAUCAUGUUGCAAGAUAUGUAGAGUCAUUUGAAUCUCAAUCUAAUGAUAUAUGGCUUGUAUUUCAUCAUGAGGGCAUGUCAUUGUCAAAGUUGUUAUACACAGCCAAAGAAGUUGAAAACAAUGGGUCUAUAGAGCAUAUACAGGUUUUGCAGCCAUCAAAGUGGUGGAAUUGGCUGAAGACCACAGAUGAUGGACAAGAGGAAAUGCGCAAUCUUGUGUGGCAGUUGUUAAUGGCUCUCAAGUCUUGUCAUGAUCGCAAUAUCACUCACAGAGAUAUCAAACCCGAGAAUAUGGUAAUCUGCUUUGAAGAUCAGGAAACUGGAAGAUGCAUGAAGGAAAGACAAACUGCGGAGAAGAAGUAUCCAACAAAAUUGCGAAUUAUUGACUUUGGUAGUGCAAUUGAUGAGCAUACAAUGAAGCAUUUGUAUGGCUCAGCUGGACCAUCGAGAGCUGAACAAACGUAUGAUUAUACGCCUCCAGAAGCUCUUCUAAAUGCUAGUUGGCACCAGGGACCAGCAGAUAAUAAUGUAAAGUAUGAUAUGUGGAGUGUUGGUGUUGUGAUGUUAGAGAUGAUUUUGGGCACGCCGGAUGUAUUUCAGAUUAGUGCAGUUUCACUUGCUCUCUUGGACCAGCAUCUUGAAGGUUGGAGUGAAGGCCUAAAGGAACUAGCCCACAAGCUUCGAUCUUUCAUGGAAUUGUGCAUCUUAGUUCCUGGAAGUUCUGCGAAAAGCUAUCACAGUCAGGGUGCAACAGGACAUACUUCAAAUUCACCCGCUUCAUGGAAAUGCUCAGAGGAGUACUUCUCACUGAAAAUAAGAAGUAGAGAUCCCCUUGGAAUCGGGUUUCCAGAUACAAUGGCUCUACGAUUAGUCCGUCAACUGUUAGUUUGGGACCCUGAGGAUAGAUUAAGUGUUGAUGAUGCUCUGAAACAUCCCUACUUUCAUCCUCUUCUGCAAAAGACGACCUAAUUGAACACUACCCUUUGGUUCUUCUCACAUUUUGAAUGUGUAAAGUAGAUUACCAAGGGGAGACAGAGAGCUAGAAAGAAAACAACCUCCCCAUGUAUAAAACAAAAAUCCCCAUGUAUUAAUCUAUGGAACGUCUUAAAAACUGUUUUUCAAUUGUAUUUUUUUUUUUUUAAUAAUAAUCAUCCUUGUAUAUGAUGUACUUGUAAAUAAUAGCAUGUUGAUUCA